Molecule: messenger RNA, 1138 nt
Organism: Anopheles maculipalpis
Lineage: Eukaryota; Metazoa; Arthropoda; Insecta; Diptera; Culicidae
Product: MRN complex-interacting protein
Exons: 2
Coding region: 35-1126 (363 amino acids)
Biological process (GO): mitotic G2 DNA damage checkpoint signaling
Cellular component (GO): nucleus
Molecular function (GO): chromatin binding
Source: RefSeq, a predicted model, not a curated record
GCGCGCGUAAACAAAUUUCGUGAGCCGGCGUAAAAUGCCUCAAGAGUUGCGUGUUGUUCGCUGUUUUCAGUGCUUAAAAUAUCAGGUAGACAUCGUUAAAAAGGCCAACAAAUGGGUGUGCAAGAUGUGUGGCGUCAAACAAUCGCUAGCCAGAGUGUUCUUUCGCGGAACGGGCAAAGACUGUCGAAGCAUGGUGCAGCAAUUAUCGAUGCGGAAUCUAGCGAUGGAUCAGCAGGAAGAGGAAGUGGUUCAGCUGAUGCUGGAAAAUAAAAUACAACUUCCUAGACCACCUGUGGAUGCACCAACCUCGCCAGAUGCCACAAAAGAAAGGACCGAACCAAUACAAGGUCCAAGCAAAUGGGAAUCAUUCCUGACAAAAGAAGCAGCAAACGAUGACCAGGAUGAUGGUUUGAGUUUGGCUUCGGAAUCGUUUGAAUCCGUGUCCAGUACAACGUUUGAUCGAGAGCGAAUUAAUUGUGCUGAGAAUAGCCUUAGAGCAUCGGCUGCAAGUGGUUGGAACAAAAACCGUAUCCACAGACCAGAGUUGCAUGAAGACAAUGUAAAAUUGCCCUGGGACAGCGAAAAAAAAUCUUCAUCAAUAAGUAACUGGAACGCUGGAUCUAAAAACUGGAUGUACAACCCCAUUGGUCAAGCAGGAAAAGCAAAGCAGACUACAAUCUCCUUCCAGGGGACAGAAAAGCGAUGGAACUGUUCCGACAGAGAUCACUCUAUGGAACUUCCUAGCUUUCAUCGCAAAGAAAAUAGUAGCAAACGAGUCUUUCCAAACACCACCAGCAAGUUCAUCUCUAAAACAUGUGUGGAUCAAAGCUCUUCCAGAUCGGUGGCUUCCAUUUCUCCAGGAAUUGUCAAUCCACCAGCGAUGCAUAACAAGAGAAAACAUACAGAAUUUCAUGCAAAUACUCCGCUGAUGAACUUUGGAAAACGAACUACGACUGAGAGUGCAUCUGCACCAUCUAAUUCAAAUGUGUCAUCGGAAAAUGUCUGCGGUAAGAGACCACAAACAGAUACCAAAACAACUGAUGUAUCCUCCUCCAAGUGGGCAAAAUAUCUACAGGAAGAUGAUGAAUCGGACGAAAAUACAGAUAACAAUUUCCUUUUGUUCUGAACAACAAAUCGA